Molecule: messenger RNA, 5580 nt
Organism: Trichomonas vaginalis G3
Lineage: Eukaryota; Parabasalia; Trichomonadida; Trichomonadidae
Product: FURRY-related family
Exons: 1
Coding region: 1-5580 (1859 amino acids)
Biological process (GO): cell morphogenesis
Cellular component (GO): cell cortex; site of polarized growth
Source: RefSeq, a predicted model, not a curated record
AUGAAGUCAACUAAAAGUAUUCUCCAGGCAUACAUUGAUAAUUCACUCCUUUCUACAACAAUGUCAAUGAUAUGCCAGGAGAUGGUAUCACGAUUUCCUGAAGAAUUAAAUUAUUCAACUUUCGAAAAGUUUUUAACAGAGUUUUGGGUAAGAGACUAUGGUCUGAAAAAGUAUAUUACCCAAAUUGUAGGCAUUUCAGCCAAUGCAUUCAUCGAUACUUUCAAAUUACUUGAAAUUGCCUUCCCAAAAAUCCACUUAACAGAUUCUCAAGACGAUGAAUCCGUGUCAGGACAUCCACUUCUUUCUCGAUUACCAGAUGAACAUAGUAAAACCAUCUGGGGAAAGCUUGCCGUCAAUACUUUGAUCGAAAUUGUCGAAGCCAUGUUCCUUUCCAUUCGUCUUGAGUCAGGAAAUAACAUAAGCGAUGAAGAAAAGAAGUUUAUGUGCAACCAAAUGUUUUCUUUCAUCGACGCAGUCCGUAAUGAUGCUAAUCAACGUUUCGACCUCAUUCCUUGCAAGAUUUACGCUCACUGCUUAUCAGUUCUUUCCGAAUUAAGAGGCCCAGGGAUCACCAAAGAAUUUGUUACUCGAAUGUCAUUACUUUUAACUUUUUCUCCAAUCGAAGUUGAAUUAUUCUUCAUACUCUUCUCCGAAAUCAUUAUUAGCGAAAUGAACAAUUUUAAUUCAAAGGUUUUAGAAGGAUAUAUCGAAGCAAUUGUCAAAUAUUAUAAGAAGAAAGAAGUUCCUCCUACAACCAUCGAAGCUAUGUUCCAAUGCUUGACAAACUUUAUUGGACAAGUAUUGGUUCACAAUUCUUCCCUUUCUAAUAGCGAUUUCAUUUAUAAGGCAAAUAAUUUUACUAAAACGUACACAGGACAAAAGGGAUACCUUGGCUAUGGCCACCAAUUCCAUGCCAUGCUCUACAACUUCUCAACUCAUAAGAAAAUGGCCCAAACUUUUGUUGAUUACGGAAAAAAGUACGUAGAUCCAAUUAUCGGCGACGUUAGCGGCGGAUUUUCUGCUAUUAUUCAAUUACAGCAAUUUAUCAACGGAUUAAACUACGCAACUCCCUACGGUUUACAACAAGGUGUCAAUUUCUCAUGGACACUGAACAACAAGAGGACAGACAACGCAUUUAUUGAGUACGCUGUGAAGGCCGUCUUGGAUCACCACGGUUCCUUCAAAUUUGCCCAGCAGGAACUGAGUAAAUUCAUUAUUCAAAUUGCCGUCAUCACAGACAAAGAAUUUAUCAACAAACUAAAUAAUUUCUUGAUGAACCCCUUCUUCGUAGAGAACAUUGAAGGCGUUUGCAUCGCGAUUCAUUCUUUAAUUUCAAAAGAUUCGAAAUACAAAGGCGACAAAACCGAAAUUACCAAGAUGUUGGCACGCCAAUGCCCAUCUAUCCUCUCAACACUCAUAGAAAACAGCUCUGUGAACACAAACCAGCUCUACAUGUGGCAAUCUUCACUUUCCCUAUGCAAAGAGUACAACGUUGGCGCUGAUUCCGUUGUUUCUAAGAUCCUCGAUUCAAGCCAUCCAAUCGCUUUCUCUCUACAGCCAACGAAAACCAUAACUCAGCAAUUAAAUCGCUGGCAGAAAGCGUUGCACAUAAUGAACAAGCCCGAAGUCUUCACCGUCAAUGACUCUAAUUUACCUUUUACGACAAGCGAUGGCUCCGUUGAUGAGGCUUUGUUACAAUUGACUUUGAUUAUGCCGGAGCUUCCGUACGAAUCGAUUCCUGUCAAGGCAAUGGUCGCAGGAUUAACAUCCGUGUCUCCUAGAAACGCAAUCGCUAUCAUUUUGGCUUUGGAAAUUAUUGCUUACAAAUAUAACCAAUUUGCGGAUAUUAUUAAUAUCGUAUUCGAAAAUAUGAUCGCUUCUCAGAACGGCUGUUCGAAUCUUGGCCUAUUUAUUACCAUCGUUUUGGUAAAUCAUCUUAUUGAAAUGUCAUUCGAGUCAGAUAUCAGAUUAACCGACGAUACUAUCACCAACGUUAAUUAUAUCUACAUUACAGGCCUCUGCGCCUCAUCAUACGCCAUCAGAUCUGUUACUCUUAAGGCUUGCAAGUAUGUACUCGAUAUAAAGAACAGAUCUUCGUAUAACUACAACAUUCUCUACGAGCUUAUACAGAAUAACGAGGACAGAAUCAACUACGACGCUUUGGUAACAAUUCAAAAUUCUCUUGACCCAACAUUGGAGCCAGAUCUUCCGGAAAUUACAUUUAACGAUGUUAUUACUUCGGCUUACGGAUUUAUUUAUAUGUUCCACUUAGCGCAAAUCGCACAUUUACUUGUCAAAGGAAUUUCGACCGAAAGCAGAUGCGGAUUACAUCUUAUUCUUACCAGAAUAAUUAAAGGAAACUUAGUUAACGGCGCAGAUGCUUGUCUUUCCCGUAAUGCAACCUUAAUUAUUACAAAUAGCAUUACACCAGACAUUUUAGAGAAGAACAACCUUGCGACAUUGAUGAUCAUACUACACAGAUUCUCCAGAACAAGAGAGGAGAACUACGCUUCACAACACGGCGCAUUAUUCUCCACAAUUGCACUUGGCAGCUGUACAGACAUCUUAGGAUUGAACACAAAGGAUCCUUGGAGCCUUUACUCAAUAUCUUUCGCAGCGAUGAGAGUUACUUCCUCAGAAGAAUUCAAACAAAUCAAAGAAGAAGAGUCUAAGUACUUCCCAUUCCUUCUGGACAUCCUUGAUAAGAUUUCCAACCAUAUCUAUACGAUCAAUUUCAUAGAUACAACCGGAAACAUCAAUCUCAAAAAAUUCGAUACAAUGCCACAUUUAAACGGCUUUAUUUCGAAUGUUUUGAUCACUCUAAGGCAUAUUGCCCAGUUGUACUACACGAAUCAUGCAACAAAUCUCCCUGGACCGUUCGAAUUGGAAUCCUUCCUCGACAGCAACGUUUUCCAGAAAGAUAAGUGGCCGCCGUGGGUCUGCCAGAUGCUGCCAACUCCUUUCGAACAGCUCGCAACCGAUACUUUGUCAGAUAUGACAAAAAUGCUCAUUCCUGACAAACAGUUAAUGAGUGUAUAUGUUUCUACCGCGAAGAAAUUCUCUCCUUCGAUCCUUGCAUCGUUCCUUUACCACGAUAUUUCUCAAUUGCCAAUGUAUAUCGACGAAUCCUGCCAUCCGAAGCGCCAGAUGCAGUCAGUCACGUAUUUCCAAGCCAUUGCCUUGAUGUUUAAGCCAUUCACAAGCGUCGCCCAGUGGAAGAAGAACAUCAUGGAGAAUGGCCAGACAGAUUCUUAUCCAGAACUAAGCGAAGCCAUACUCCAGAAGACGGGUUCCCUUCUCGCAAUCGCUCUAGCCUACUUAGCUAACACAGAAGUCCCAAGAGAGGUCCAUUUAAGAGCCUUGUCACUUUUUGCCAAUGUUUCACUUGGAACUUUAGCUAUGUUAGUUAAACCAAAAGAAGUGAAUGAAGUCCUUGAUGCGUUAGAUUCCAUCAAAUCUAUCAUUUCGUCAAGACAUUCACAAUUAUCUGGUGGAGCUGUUUGUAUGUUAUCAACAACCUUGUCAACGACACAUGUCUUUGCUACAGAACAGUUUGUAUCCACCAUGUUCAAGUUUAUCAUGAAAUGGCCACGAAUUCCCGCACUUUCACAGUUAAUUUCUCCAUGGAUUGCUUCUGUUUCUGUUUCUCCACGUUCACAAGUAUUAAAAGCAGGAGAUCCAACAUUCUACGCCUUCACUCCUUUGUCAUUCAUUGAUGCUGUUGUUGCUUUACCUUCUUCUCCAUCAACAUUCACAAUUGUCUCUAAAAUCAUCUCAAACCAAGAGAGAUUUACACAGGACAUUUUGACAGUUUUAUUCUAUAGAAUGUUGUUUUCCGAUGCUUCGUCAGGAGAAAUGGAGCAAAGAUCAGCAAUGUUACACGCAUUGAUCAAUACAUGGCCGGAGAGAACAGUUGAUUUGAUUGGAGACUGCUUGGGUAUCUCUGGAUACCACUAUUUCUCAAAACACGCAGAUGAUCAAAGAGAGUUUUCUUAUAUAGAAGUAAUUGAAACUCUUUUGUCAGUUUUGUCAAACGUGACAAAUAUUUUGCCAUUCCACAAAGCGAGGAUAUUGGCAUUUAUUUUGAUAAAUAUCGAUAUCUACACAGAAUCAGCUGCUCCUUUGAUUGUUAGAUUCGCUCCGAACUUCGUACAAACAGGAGAAUUCAUGGAGCAACUCAUUGGAGACAUCAAAGAAGUUUUCGGUUUGGAAUGCUUGAGAUGGGCUUGUUGCUGCUCUGAUUUGAGCCUUGCUACAAGAGGAGCAUUGUUCUACGGAAAGACACUGACACCUGUAACGACAGAAGGAAUUCUGAGUCUCACGAGAUCCCUCGGAAUGGCUGUGAACAUGUUACACGAAGCACCAACAGCAGAAGACUCAGUAACAGCGCAAAACUACAUAGAAGUCGUUACAGAAACAUUGUCAAGUGCGGUAAACAAGUUAUUGAGUAAUUCUAAACCUGAUAGCGCAUUGAGUGACUUGUUCUGGUUGGCAGCGAUGUUAUUACAGUGUACGGAAGCAUUGAACAUCAUUGAUCAUUUAUUAAAGAUUAUUUCAGCAUUGUUGAAUGAUGAGAAAACAAUGAAAGAAGCCGCAAUAACAAUUCCUAGUUCAUUUAACGGUUUCAUUUCACUUUUGGCCAGAUCCACAUUUACAAAAACCUCUGUUACAUUGUUAGUUGAUUUAUUGACAAGGCUUUCGAAAUACCCUAGAUUGGCAGGAGAUAAAGGUGCCUUGCAAUUAGCUUUGUUAGUUCCUCCUCUCGAAGAAUUGUUCCCUCUCGAUGACAAGUUAUUUUUCGCAGAAUUGGCAUCGCACAUGGGCAGUGAUUCUCUCGACUUACAGAAGUGUUUGACACAGUUGGCAUCUAUGAGAUCUGCUGGUGCACACACACAAAGAAUGAAAGUCAUUGAGGACGCAACGAAGAGAUUAAACGUCGAAGCAAUUGCAGAUGUCAUUGAUAUCUUCGACCAAGUUAAAAUUGCAUUGAGAAGAUACAGAUACGACCCAGUUUAUUUGGCAUGUAUCACAGUUGCAAACAAUGCGAAGAAUAUCAAAGGAUGCCACAUCGAAAACAUCGCAAGAGAAGCAGCGGAAGAUGAUAACCCAGAGAACGCUCCAACAAAGAAUUCAUUGCUGCAAACAAUUAACACGAAAGGAGUUGGAAUCGCAGAAAAAGAGAAAGAAAAAGGAAAUUCAGUUCCUAAAUAUGUUGAAGUACAAAUUCCUGAAAGAAGCAUAACAAGUUAUUCCUUCGAAACACCAGAAAGCUUCCCUCCUUUGUUCGCUUACAAACCUUCUGAUGCUCCAAAGGGAUCAAAGUUCUUGGCUGACACAGGUGUUUCCAAGAAAUCUCAGCAGUUGUUUGAUAACAUGCCGCUCGAACCAUUCGAGAAUUUGGACAAAUUGAUCAAGAACAUGAACGAAUACGCUCCGGAGUUGUUGAUUACUGGAAGAUACGACGUACAAUACGACGGUGCAAUUUUCGUUAACCAAUUCACUAACUACAAACAUAAUGCUGCUGAAGAUAAUACUACUGACGGAAAGUAUUUCACAAGCGUUUUCAACCUCAAAUUGUAA